AUGAUGUGUGCUGGUAUCACCAUAAGCUUUCUUGCCACUACCAUAUUGUGGAACAAGAUAUAUAUUAUUCGCACCAAGGAGGGGACGUCCCAGUGUUCAAGGGCUAAUGUUUGCAAGCCAGUAGUUGUGGCAGGGAUGUUUAACUGCCCAAACACCACACGUAGAAAUGAAUCAUUCGAGAAGCUUGCUUCCAUGAGUCUGAUCGCGAAUAUAACUGUAUAUCUGCGAACCAAGUACAAUUUGGAAGGGGUGUUCCUGGUGAACGUGGUGAAUAUAUGGUCUGGUUGCUCCAAUUUUACCACUUUAGUUGGUGCCUUCCUCUCCGAUGCCUACAUCGGCAAAUUCCUCACCCUUCUCUUUGGUUCUGUCUUUUCCUUGUUGGGCAUGGGAAUGAUGACAUUAAGCGCAGGCAUAACCAAUCUGAGGCCGCCUGCGUGCGAGACAGACUCCAAUUGCGUGCAGCCUCGUUCAUGGCAACUGGGCUUCCUCUUCGCGGCUCUCUCACUCCUUGCAAUCGGUUCCGGCGGCAUCCGCCCCUGCAACAUCGCCUUUGGCGCUGACCAAUUCGACACAAGGACAGAAAAGGGUCGUUCCCAGCUCAAGAGCUUCUUCGACUGGUGGUACUUCUCCUUCACUGUCGCGCUCAUCUUCGCCCUCACCAUCGUCGUCUAUAUACAGACCAGUGUAAGCUGGGUCCUGGGCUUCGCCAUCCCCACUGGCUGCUUCAUCAUCUCCAUCAUCAUCUUCCUCCAUGGUCGCCACCUCUACGUCUACGUCACCCCCCGCGGCAGCGUCUUUGUCGACAUCUUCAAGGUCAUUAACGCCUCCUGGAGCAAAAGAAAACUCCCAAUCACCCUUGAUUCUAAAUUUUACGACCCUCCAACGUUGAAAUCGGACCAACAAUCCGCAUUUUCGCUCGCACUAAUCGAUCCGAGUGAAUUGAACUCCGAAGGCUUGGCGAGUAAUGAAUGGCGGUUGUGUACUAUCCAGCAAGUGGGUGUUGAAGUGUUUGGUGGGUAUUAUUCCCGUUUGGUUCACCGCCAUUGCUUGCUUCGUCGUCAUGGACCAGAUGAACACGUUCGGGAUCCUCCAGGUCAUCCAGUCAAACACCAUCGUGCGCAACUUCAAGUCCCUCCAGGGUGGAUUGGGCUUACCUCGAUGCUGACGCUUGCUUUUUGGAUCUUCGUCUUUGAGUGCGUCUACAUACCCUGCGCCAAGAAAAUCAACCCCGGUAAAGAUUACGCGAGGCUCUCCACGAAACAAAGAAUUCGAAUAGGCAUCAUCAUGUCGAUCGUGUGCAUGGUGGUGGCGGGAUUCGUGAGCGAAGGCGCCGCGAAUUAG
Messenger RNA from Thlaspi arvense, 1341 nucleotides. The record is from the annotation of a GenBank genome assembly. Lineage: Eukaryota; Viridiplantae; Streptophyta; Magnoliopsida; Brassicales; Brassicaceae.